GAUGGCGCUACGUCUUCAGCGGCGUGUGGUACUCGGAGCGGCAGCGACGGCGGUGCGGAGGCUUUUUAACUCCAAGUGCCACCUGUGCUAGCUACAGUUGUGAACACAGGGAUGGUGAGAUGCUUCUUGGUGGAGUUGUUACCUCUGAAGCAGAUGCUGCUGGCUUCCUGGGUGAUGCAGAGAAGAGAAGGGAGGGGAGAAAGAGAUGGAGAAAAAUAUCAAUAGUUGCCUCUUGUACACACCCCAAAAAGGGACUGAACCUACAACCCAGGAAAACAUCUCUGGCAACUGAUGUGCCCAGGCUUGGAUAUAGUUAUUCACCCAAUCACAAGUACAUUCCCCGGAGGGCAGUGCUCUAUGUACCUGGAAAUGAUGAAAAGAAAAUAAAGAAGAUUCCAUCUCUGAAUGUAGAUUGUGCCGUGCUGGACUGUGAGGAUGGUGUGGCUAUGAACAAAAAGAAUGAAGCUCGAUUAAGAAUAGUGAAAACUCUUGAAGACUUUGAUCUCAGCCCAACUGAAAAGUGUGUGAGAAUCAAUUCAGUGUCUAGUGGUCUGGCUGAAGAAGACCUGGAGACCCUCUUGCAGUCCCGGGUCCUUCCUUCCAGCCUAAUGCUACCGAAGGUGGAAGGUCCUGAAGAAAUCCAGUGGUUUUCAGACAAAUUUUCAUUCUACUUAAAAGGCCGAAAACUUGAACAACCUAUGAAUUUAAUCCCUUUUGUGGAAACUGCAAUGGGUUUGCUCAAUUUUAAGGCAGUGUGUGAAGAAGCAGUAAAGACUGGGCCUCAAGUGGGUCUUUUCCUAGAUGCUGUGGUUUUUGGAGGAGAAGACUUUCGAGCCAGCAUAGGUGCAACAAGUAGUAAAGAAACCCAAGAUAUUCUCUAUGCUCGACAAAAGAUUGUUGUUGUAGCGAAGGCCUUUGGUCUACAGGCCAUAGACCUGGUAUACAUCGACUUUCAAGAUGAAGAGGGGCUUCUCAGGCAGUCCAGAGAAGGAGCUUCAAUGGGAUUUACUGGUAAGCAGGUGAUACACCCUAAACAAAUUGCAGUUGUUCAGGAGCAGUUUUCUCCUUCCCCUGAAAAAAUUAAAUGGGCUGAGGAACUGAUCGCUGCCUUUAAAGAACAUCAACAACUGGGAAAGGGAGCCUUUACUUUCCAAGGGAUUAUGAUCGACAUGCCAUUACUGAAGCAAGCCCAGAACAUUGUUACGCUUGCCACAUCCAUCAAGGAAAAAUGAUCUGUUAAAUCAAGCUCUCAUCAGUACUUGCAGGACAAUCGGUGGUUCGAAACAAGUUAUAAGAUAAUCAGCAGCGCCUCGUGCAUACUCGCGCCGGCGAGCGUCCCCGAGCCGGUCUGUACGCGCAGAGCUCGGCUCGAAGACUCGGGAACCCGGUCUUCUCAGGCAGUCCGGAGGCCCUCUCCCCCGCCCCCCUCCCAGAGGUUUUCGCAUGCAACUUAGGGGGAAAGUAAUGAGCUGAUCUCUCAACAUUUAAAUGUUAAAACCUCAGUCAUUCUUUCUGCUCUUUAUUUUAAAUCGGGGUGGUCCAGGGGAUCUAAG
Molecule: messenger RNA, 1553 nt
Organism: Pteronotus mesoamericanus
Lineage: Eukaryota; Metazoa; Chordata; Mammalia; Chiroptera; Mormoopidae
Gene: CLYBL
Product: citramalyl-CoA lyase
Exons: 11
Coding region: 120-1232 (370 amino acids)
Biological process (GO): regulation of cobalamin catabolic process
Molecular function (GO): (S)-citramalyl-CoA lyase activity
Source: RefSeq, a predicted model, not a curated record